Molecule: messenger RNA, 219 nt
Organism: Morchella importuna
Lineage: Eukaryota; Fungi; Ascomycota; Pezizomycetes; Pezizales; Morchellaceae
Exons: 2
Coding region: 1-219 (72 amino acids)
Source: RefSeq, a predicted model, not a curated record
AUGGCUGCGUCAACGCUAUUCUCCCCGCGUGCGAACUCUGGAAAGAUGUUCUUCCUGACUAUGAAGAUCGAAGAUCCUAGAGUUAGAGGUGUUCUCUUGAAUCGGAUCUCUGCGUCGGUGGAUAACUGGGGGAGUGCCUCAGCGCGCUGUGUCCGAGUGUGGUCCAUAGGGUAUUGCGGCGGGGGCGAGUUUUGGAUGAGGAGCUGUCUCGGACAGUGA